AAAAAAGAAAAAUCAACCGUGAACCCGGUCCAUAUGGUGGUGCUUUCAGUAAAAGUCCCAUAACUUCAUCAAAACAAAACGUUUUUCGAUCGGGUUUGAUUUGCUUUGAUCAGAAAUGAUUGCUCUUCUCUACCUAGUUGCAACAUCAAAACUUCGAUCACGUUUUCCGUUUCUUGCUGGGUACACUGUUGGAAACGGGGUUGCUGAUUUUUGACAUAUUUUUGAAACUUGAUUCUCGAGCCCACCAUAUGGUCUAAAAGUCUUUUUACAAACCGCAAGAAAGAGCACAUUUGAAAGUACUGCUUUUUUUACGGAAAUAAUAGGAGAAGUAGAAGGUUAAGUAAAACAAACCAAAUUUACAAAGUUAUUUUUUUUGCCUCGUGUAUAAUUUGCUUAGUUUUCUUGAUUGAAGUUCUGAAAUUAAAGUUUAGGUACGGAUUUUGUAGAGAAUUUCACAACGCUUCUAUUAAAAAAAGAACUUAUUCUAGGGGACCUAACGAACAGGAGUUAAAGCAAAAAUACCGAGACCGGAUUCACGGUUGAUUUUUCUUUUUUAUGAAGCACAUUUCUAAGCUUAUAACAUUCUUACUAGAUGAGCUAACGGGUCAAUCAAUAGUCACCUUGUAGAGCGCCUUUUACUGCAUCUUUUCUUCAUAGAGAUAAAUUUUUACUGUCACUUGUUUCACUAUAGAAAACUAUAGUUUUCAAAUCGGGUCAGGACUUCUGGGCCACCCUUUACCUCUCAUUCCAUACAUUGAAGCAAGACCGAAGCUCCGUUUCGGUCUUGUUUCAAUGUAUGGGAUGAGCGGUAUACGUAAUAAAGUAAAUUGGACAAAUGUCGGGCAUUAUUUUUACACGUUUCUGAUGUGCUAGAAAGUUAAUUAUUUUUUCGUUAGAAAGAGCAAAGUCUGAACUUCAAAAAACAUAGAAAACCAAACUUUUUGUGGUUUGCUUUGAGUGAGAAAAAGUUUGAAUCUGAAAAAUUUGUUCGAAGAGUACUUCGAGUACUCGCCACACCCCUCGAACGACUUUUUUAUCUGCAUGGUAGUUCGAUAAAUUCAUUAGAUAAGAGCAGAAUCAAUCAUUAAGUUUAAGCAGUAAAAUCGAUGUUACCAUGAUGGCCAGAGGUGUCGAUAAUCUGUGUUGCCAUAUUGUUUUGUUGUUAAUCUUGAAUACGAAAUAUUCAUUUUGUCAGGUUUCGUAAAAUUUGAAUUUAUUUAAUUUUUAAUUAGUUUUCCCGCUAAAAUAUUAUUUUGAAACACUAAAAUGUAUCAAUUUUGUUCGCUGCUUUUUGCUGACUCAACUAACACACAAUCUAAAUUGUUUAAGAAAGAUUUAGAGGAGCUACAAUCAAAUGAUCACAUAUACGAUCUUUUUCGAAAAAUCAUCAUUGGUUUUCUGGAAAUUCCUUGAGUCGAUUACAAAGUUUCAAAAAGCUAAAAGUUUGCAACUUCUGUAUGAAGUUGAAUGGAGGAUGUGAUACUUGAAAAAAAGUCAGGUUUUCCAGACUCCAAUUAGGCUCCGAGAAUUAGCUUACUACUUUAUUGGUGGGAUGGAAGGUUUCCUGCCAUUUGGGAAUGACGUACAGUACUUUUCGCGUAGAAAAUCAUCCGCUCUACACCAUAUAACGUGAUUUACUAAUCACAGUGAAUUUAUUUCAUUGAUAUUUCGACAAGUCUGCUGUCGUCAUUAGAAUGAACAACAAGUAGACGUAUACAUAAACUUUCUAGCAAAAAGACAUUCACAAAAGUAAGAGGAGAGAAAAGAAGGACACGUUGUGUUUUGUGUGUAUAUAUAAGAAGCUCUUCUUAUGUUCUUUAGAACAUGGUUUCCGGGUCGAUAAAACUGCACUCAUAGAGUGCUUAACCAUAAGAAGCGCUUAUAUAUACACACUAAACACAAUGUGUCCUUCUUUUCUCUCCUCUUACUUUUGUGAAUAUCUUCUUACUAGAAAGCUUCUGCUUGUUUUCAUUCUGACGAUGACAGCAGAGUCGUCGAAAUAUCAAUGAAACAAAUGCACUGUGAUUAGUAAAUCAUGUUCAUAGCAGUUGUUUACUUUAUCUCUCGAGUAUUUCGAUUUACAACUGGUCUUCCAAAUCAAUUUAUUACCAUAUAACUUUUUUCGACACGUGUUCGAUUGUCGAGUUCUUGUUGACAUUCAAUAAAAACACAAAGGUUUUGUUUAUACUUUAAAGAACGAACACACCAGGUAUGGCAUGUUUAUUUACCCGAUUCUGAACCCGGUCAACUGUAUGGAUAUCGUGUCGAUGGUCCGUAUGAUCCAUCGAAUGGUCAUCGCUUCAAUGCAAAUAAACUGCUGAUUGAUCCAUAUGCACGAGCCAUCACCGAUACAUUGGAAUGGCAUGAUUCACUGUUCGGUUAUGAUAUUCAAGAUCCAUCUCCAGAUAAAGACUUAACAUUUAGCACGUUGGAUAGUGCACCAUUCAUACCAAAAUGUGUCGUUGUUGAUCCAGCAAAUUUUAAUUGGGGUGGUGAUUGUCCACCAAAAAUUCCCUAUCAUGAAACAAUUAUUUAUGAAAUUCAUGUCAAAGGUUUUACUAAACUUAAUCCAGAAAUCCCAGACGAAAUUCGUGGUACAUAUGCUGCUAUUGCACAUCAGUCAACCAUUGAAUAUUUUAAACAACUUGGUAUUACGGCCGUUGAACUGAUGCCCGUACAACAUUUCAUAACCGAUCGUCGUUUAAAAGAUCAGGGUUUAACAAAUUAUUGGGGUUAUCAAACAAUAGGAUUUUUUGCACCUGAUGUUCGUUAUUCAUCGUCGAGUAAUCACGGGCAACAGGUCUUUGAAUUUAAACAUAUGGUUAAAAAAUUACACAAAGCUGGUAUUGAAGUUAUUCUGGAUGUGGCUUAUAAUCAUACGGGUGAAGGAAAUCAAAUGGGUCCAACACUAUCAUUCAAAGGUAUUGACAAUAAUAAUUAUUAUCGUCUAACAGAAAACGACAGACGAUAUUAUUUUGACUAUACGGGUACGGGUAAUACCGUUAAUUGUAUGUUACCAAAUGUUCUACGAUUGAUAAUGGACAGUCUUCGUUAUUGGAUAAUGGAGAUGCAUGUCGAUGGUUUCAGAUUUGAUUUGGCGGCUACACUUGCUCGUGAAUUACACGCGGUGGAUCGUCUCAGUGCCUUUUUUGAUAUAAUUCAUCAAGAUCCGGUUAUAUCACAAGUAAAAUUGCUUGCAGAACCAUGGGAUUUAGGUGAAGGUGGUUAUCAGAUUGGAAAAUUUCCAUCGGGCUGGGCCGAAUGGAAUGGAAAAUAUCGUGAUUGUGUACGUGACUAUUGGCGCGGUGAACCUAGUAUGUUGUCUGAAUUUGCUGAACGUUUUACCGGUAGCUCAGAUUUGUAUCGAGAAGAACGUCGAGGACCAACAGCUUCGAUUAAUUUCUUGACGGCACAUGACGGAUUUACAUUGAAUGAUUUAGUUACAUAUAACGAAAAAUAUAAUCAUAUGAACGGUGAAAAAAGUAAUGAUGGUGAAAGUUAUAAUCGUUCGUGGAAUUGUGGUAUUGAAGGGCCCACAGAUGAUCCGACAGUAAAUGAACGUCGUGCUUGUCAGAAACGAAAUUUUUUAACAACUUUAUUCUUAUCACAAGGUAUUCCGAUGUUGGUCGCAGGUGAGUCGUUUUUCUAUGUUUUUUACGUUCGUAUUUUAACCCUAAAAGUACCAAAAUAAUUUUCAAACUUUGGAUACCAACAAGGGUCCCAGUGGAACCUUUUUUCUAGCAAGAAACAGGCUUUUUGGAAAAUUAUGGACUUAAAAACAGAAUUUUUAAACAUGUGAUUAGAAAAAUACCGAAACUAGAGUCUCGCGCAUUUUGAUACUUUUAAGGUUAAUAACGCUAAAGAGCGUGUAAUUCUGAGUAACAUAUUAUCUACUAAGUGUCAGCAGAUAGCGAUCACGUGUCUCAGAAAAAGAAAAAACGCACCAGUUCUGCUAUCAAACAACUAUUCAACUCAAAACUUUUAGUAGAGCCAUAGAAUGAGUUUGAGAACAUGAAGAUAACAUCAUCAAAUUUUUAUUGAAAAUAAAAGUUUAUAGCUCGAUUCAAUUACUACCUCCACAGAAAGAAAUAUAUAUAAAUAUGAAAUAAAUAUUAAAUAUAAAUAUCUUAAAUAGCAGCGAAGGAUCGGAUCUAGGAAUUUUGCUGGAUAUGUGUGGUUUCUGCACAAAAAUGCUUAGCUUGCUUGGUUUUCAGAAACUUUUUCAGGUUUUUCCAAAUCGAAAAAGCAUUUUUUAGGAUCAUAUGCUUUUCGAAGAGAUAGGCUAUUAUUUUGUAUUCUUAAAUAAGGCGCCGCUAAUUCAAAAGAAUUGCAAGUUCUUAUUUUUCACUUAAAACUAUAUCAUUCGAUGCAAAAUUUCACGGUGAUUACGAAUAUCACCUUUUGAAUUGAUUUUGAUCCAGUUUUGGG
Didymodactylos carnosus is the source of this 4428-nucleotide messenger RNA. NCBI's taxonomy places the organism in Eukaryota, Metazoa, Rotifera, Eurotatoria, Philodinida, Philodinidae. The record is from the annotation of a GenBank genome assembly.